Messenger RNA from Enterobius vermicularis (human pinworm), 468 nucleotides. Lineage: Eukaryota; Metazoa; Nematoda; Chromadorea; Rhabditida; Oxyuridae. The record is from the annotation of a GenBank genome assembly.
GAAGGACGUGAAAUAGUUCGUGGUCAUCGAGAAUGUUUGGAAAAUCAAAAAAUUGGUAGUAUGAUUCUAGAAGCCGGUACAUAUUUGGCUGAACGAUUUGCCGAAAAUGACAAGGGAUACUGUAACGAAUUCAAAAGUAAAUUGGAAGAAUUUGUUUCUUCCAUGCGAGGAAUAUGCCCCGGACGUGGCCCACAAUUAAUGUUCUGCAACAGUGUCAAACGGAUGCUCCAUGGAAUGUACACGCAAGAUGAUGAAUGUGACUUUGAUUGUGGUGAAGUUGUAAAACAGGCUAAUGAUGGCUUCGAUGAUAUUGAUUCAUAUGUAACGCCAACAAUUGACUUUCAAUCCGAAGGUAUCGAUUCACGUGCAGACAGUCAUGUUGCCGCCGAACCUGGAUCUGCAAAUUUAAGCUGGAAUUUAUUUGAGUUUGCACUAAUUUUUUUGAUUUGUUCACUAGUAUUCAGUUGA